This is a messenger RNA of Eruca vesicaria subsp. sativa (arugula), 1268 nucleotides long. The record is from the annotation of a GenBank genome assembly. Lineage: Eukaryota; Viridiplantae; Streptophyta; Magnoliopsida; Brassicales; Brassicaceae.
GGGAAAACGUGCCCAAUUUGGAAAGUAAGAAAGACAAAAGGUUCACGCUUUCCCUGUCAUCAUCGCCGUCCGUCUGUUUAUGUUGAUGGUGAGAGAGUCGUCGUAGCGAUUUCAAAGCGGCGAAGAAGAAGCAGGGAAUAUCCAUAAGGACAAACCCCAUCUUCAAUAUUUUUUCUCCUUUUCCUCUUCAUCCUUACCCGAUUGGGAAACUUCUUGCUUUUUACUCAUCAUCACGCAAUCUGAUUUACCGAUCUAAACCCUGUAAUCGAUUGAAUUUUACAGUUCGAAUUUUCGGGGGUCAAUUUGAUGGCCGCUUACGCGAAUUAUCUACGGUUAGCACGACUUGGAACCGGUUCAGGUGUAAAUUUCUCGAAUUUCAGAUCAAUCGGUUCUCCAAACCCGACAUUUGACCGGACUCUCUUCGAUCAUCACGAGAUCCGUUCAUCAUCUUCUCUGUUCAGACAACCCAACUCCAGAUUCAUAUCUCAACUUGUCAAAACCAAUGGCAAACGUCUGUAUCUCGUCGAUACACUCGCUUUGGUUAGGAGCUUAGAAGCACAAGGCCUGCCCUCAAAGCAAGCAGAGGCAAUAACAGGUGCUAUAACUGAAGUUCUGAAUGAUAGCUUAGGAGUUGUUUCUCAGUUGGUUGUUUCCAAGGGUGAGAUGCAGAAAGCUGAAAUGACACAGGAAUCAAACUUAUCCAAGUUCAAAAGUGAAAUUAACAGUUCCCUGGAUCACCAUUUCUCUUUGCUGCAACACGAGAAUGAGAAACUCCGCAAUGACAUAGAACGAAUCCGCACUGAUAUAAGGCACGAGAUCGACAAAGUCACAGCAGGACAGCGGUUGGACCUGAAUCUUGAAAAAGGGAGGAUAAGAGAUGAGCUAACGAAUCAAAACGCUGAAACCUCUAACCUUACAAACAAACUUGACCGUGAGAUUCACACUUUGAGAGCUCAGUUGGAAGCGGCCAAAUACGAGGUGAUCAAAUAUUGUAUCGGUACACUUGUCUCCAUCUCAGCCGUUGGUCUCGCUGUCCUCCGCAUAGUCAUGUGACUACCAUCAUUGACCAACACCAUCAUCUUUGCUGUUUUUUUUCUUUUCUGGAAUGAUAUCUUAGUCUGCUCUCUUCAUCCUGUGAAUUAUUCGUAUGUUCAAAUGUAAGUUGUUGAUUUAGUAUAUAUGACGAAAAAAGAAAAAAGAAUAACUAAUUCAUGAGAUUUGCGAUCAACAUAUAUGAAUGAUGUUUCUUCUACCUGUAUGAAUAGUUU